Strongylus vulgaris is the source of this 134-nucleotide messenger RNA. The record is from the annotation of a GenBank genome assembly. Lineage: Eukaryota; Metazoa; Nematoda; Chromadorea; Rhabditida; Strongylidae.
AUGCUGGCGGGCUGGCGUCGAUUACGCGGAUGCGCUACCGGUGGUCCAUUCCCUAUUGCGCCAGUGCCAGCAGCUCCCGAAGGUGGAGAGUCAGGUGGGGGCGAAAUUGGACGCACCUAUGACGCACUUUAGAA